GCGCAUGGGAGGGGAGCGCGCUUGUCUUUCAUCGGCCUCGUUCAGUCCCCGCCGGCCCCUUCGGGCCUUCCUUUAGAAGGGAGGCGACCAUGGCCGGAGGGAUUGCGAGGUGAUGAGGUAGAUGCGGGACCGAGGGGGACGGCAAAUGGCGCGACUCCUUAACCUCCCUGGGAGGGUCGAGUUUCAAUGUGUGUUGGGAGGGAGUCGGUCAUCUGAGGUACUGUCAGCAGGGGAAGGGUCUGUCUCCCCUUUUUUCUUUUGCUGACAAACUGAACUCAUAUAGAACAUUCAGCCGGCACUGAAAAUCGCCUGUCCCGAGACUCUUCGCAUGCAUGGCAGGGAAACUUGCUACAUUGUCACACCUUCAUGCAGGGCGAAGUCCCCAUGUUGACUUUCAGACUGUUGUGCAACUGUUCAAAGCAGUUGGGGGGAGCAAGUGACAGCUGCCUUUGCCUGUCAGCGCGCCAAGAUGAGAUGACUGGUUCAACAUAAAAAGUGACGGCCUUUAUUUGUCACGGAGACACGGAGAACAUGAUUGGAAAAAUAGCGACCUUUUUGGCAUCUACUGAUUAAUGUGUUGAGAAAAGAAGGAAGAACCUACAUUUUCACUUCCUCCAUUUGCUAGCUUAUAAAAAAUAUUACUGCCAAGUUGCUGAAUGUAUUCAAAAUAGGUUUAUGCUUUCCAAGUGGGCUUCUAUACUUUCUGUUUCCUCAUUCAAGCCGGCAUUGCAACACAGCCCAAAAAUGAAACUGAAUCCAGUUGAGCUGCACAAUAGAGUGAAAAGCAUGUUCCUGACUGCAGGAAUAAAAAAAGCACAUUCUAAAAGAACCAUUUGUUCUCAAGAGGCGAAACGAGGAGGAAGAGAAGAGAUACUACAUUAACUUAAUUUGUAUUCAUUCCUCACAGCAUUCGGGUUUGACAUGUGGUGGUUUCAGCAAGGGCUGAGUAUCUUGCCUUCAGCCCUUGUUAUUUGGUCCUCUGCUUCAUUUAUAUUUUCAUAUGUUACUGCAGUCGUCCUUCAUCAUGUUGACCCUUUGGUGCCUUAUAUCAGUGACACAGGAACAGUACCUCCUGAACGAUGUUUGUUUGGGAUAAUGUUAAACAUUUCUGCUCUUUUAGGCAUUGCUACCAUCUAUGUCCAAUACAAGCAGGUCUUCUAUUUGAACCCUGAAGAACCUACAAUGCUCAAGUUAAAUAAGGCUGGCUUUGUGUUUGGAAUAGUCAGUUGCUUUGGGCUUUGUAUCAUUGCAAACUUCCAGAAAAGCACUCUGACUGCCAUGCAUGUUAUUGGAGCUUGCCUCACAUUUGGAGUAGGAACCUUUUACAUUCUGAUUCAAACCAUCCUUUCCUAUAAGAUGCGACCCAGAAACAAGAGUGUUUUUUGGAUCAGAUUGAUUGUUCUGUUGUGGUGUGCAGCAAGCAUAGUGAGCAUGUUUAUUUCCUCGGUCAUUUUAUACAGCGGCCGGUGUGGAGUGGAUUUAAUACAGAAGCUGCACUGGAACCCUGAUGAGAAAGGAUACAGUAUUCACAUCAUGAGCACAGUCUCUGAAUGGUCUUUGGCUUUCUCUGUCCUCAGCUUUUUCCUUACUUAUAUCCGUGACUUCCAGAAAAUCACACUGUAUGUGGUAGUGCAGCUCGAUGGACACAGCCUUAAUUAUACAAACCCGCAGCUUCUAGCAGAUGAACCACAACUGCCGAUCUCAGGAAGUUUAUGAGAAAUUAAUAACAGGAUAUAUUAUCACUCCCAAUAACUCAGGAAUUUUGACAUGUGUCCUAACAGGUGACUAACAAGUCCUAAUGAGUUGCCUGAAAGUGCCCUUUUUCACUUGCUUGGUGACUAUAAAGGUUUUUAGCAUUGGGGCUUUCAGUGCAAACAGUAAAAAUGGGACAUUUUCUAUAUUUGUAUGUUUUAUAUGAGCAUACUCCGAUUAAUGAAGGGAUAUGACUGAAAAUUAUCAAUCAUCUAUGUGAAACAAGCUUGUAAUUAACUCACAAAGCAAUGCAAUUCUCGACAUGAACGUUUCAGCAGCUAGCUGAAACACAUUUUAGACUUUUAUAAUAUGAAUAAUAAAUGUACUGAUUACGGUUUA
Eublepharis macularius is the source of this 2091-nucleotide messenger RNA. It is a transcript of the gene DRAM2, whose product is annotated as DNA damage regulated autophagy modulator 2. Gene Ontology annotation, biological process: regulation of autophagy; photoreceptor cell maintenance. NCBI's taxonomy places the organism in Eukaryota, Metazoa, Chordata, Lepidosauria, Squamata, Eublepharidae. Bases 922 to 1716 code for a protein of 264 amino acids. The transcript has 8 exons. Gene Ontology annotation, cellular component: lysosome. The record is from RefSeq and is a predicted model, not a curated record.